AGCGAUAUCAACUUCCGUCCGCCAUGUUGCAGUGAUACAGCGGGUUUCGGUUCGGUUAGAGAUGAUUUCCGCGCAGCUCCGAGCCCCGCAGUCCGGCACCAUGCAGCCCCGCAAUGCCGCCACCGCCGCCGCCACCCAGCACAAGUUCUCCCCGUACGCCUUCAACGGAGGGACUGUGCUGGCGGUUGCUGGGGAAGAUUUUGCUCUUGUGGCCUCAGAUACUCGUUUAAGUGAGGGCUAUUCAAUCCAUAGCCGGGAUUCCCCAAAAUGCUAUAAACUGACGGACACGACAGUGAUUGGCUGCAGUGGUUUCCAUGGUGACUGUUUGACACUGACCAAAAUCAUUGAUGCAAGACUGAAGAUGUACAAACAUGCAAACAACAAGUCCAUGACAAGUGGAGCCAUUGCUGCCAUGCUGUCAACGAUUCUGUAUGGAAGGCGAUUUUUCCCAUACUACGUUUACAACAUCAUCGGUGGACUGGAUGAGGAAGGUCGUGGUGCGGUAUACAGUUUUGAUCCUGUUGGAUCUUAUCAGAGGGAUUCUUACAAAGCCGGAGGAUCGGCAAGUGCAAUGCUGCAGCCACUGCUUGACAACCAGAUUGGUUUCAAGAACAUGGAGAACGUGCAGCAGCUGCCCCUGACCCUGGAGAAGGCUGUGCAGCUGGUGAAGGAUGUGUUCAUUUCUGCUGCGGAGCGAGAUGUCUAUACUGGAGACGCCCUUAAAAUCUGCAUUGUCACCAAGGAGGGCAUCCGGGAAGAGGUGCUGCCACUCAGAAAAGACUGAGCAGCUUCUUUUCCAUGCCAAACCCAGUCCACCUCUGUUUCCCUCAGAUUGACCUUUGCUUGUCCUUUGCUUUGAAUCCUUUGCUCUGCUGUACUUUUUAUAUUCUCACAAGAAUAAAAAAAAUACUAAAUAGAA
This is a messenger RNA of Astyanax mexicanus (Mexican tetra), 919 nucleotides long. It is a transcript of the gene psmb1, whose product is annotated as proteasome 20S subunit beta 1. Lineage: Eukaryota; Metazoa; Chordata; Actinopteri; Characiformes; Acestrorhamphidae. Gene Ontology annotation, cellular component: proteasome core complex. The record is from RefSeq and is a predicted model, not a curated record. Bases 62 to 784 code for a protein of 240 amino acids. The transcript has 6 exons.